AUGACGCUGAAGACCCUCAUAUCCCAGUACAUGUCGCUCUUGCCGACGAAAUACUGGAAAAUAUUGGCUCCCUUGGGUGUUCUUUUACUAACACAUCGUAUCAACCAACGUCUCAGCCGUCGAGCUCUCAACAAUGCCACACCAGCUAAAUUUGACUGGGAGGAGGAAAUCAUCUUGGUGACUGGAGGAGCUGGCGGCAUCGGAGCAGCAACUGUAAAGAAGUUGGCCGAGCGUGGGACGACAGUUGCCGUACUGGACAUUCUGCCUCUAACUUAUGAAGCUCCGAAAAAUGUCCACUACUAUAAAUGCGACCUAACAAACCGAGAAGGGCUCGCAACAGUCGCUGAGACCCUGACGAGGGAAGUUGGCACACCCACUUGCGUGGUGGUCAGCGCUGGUAUCUGUCGCGGCAAGACCAUCCUUGAUGCUUCUCAGCGCGACAUCGAAGUGACCUUCGGAGUGAAUAACCUGGGCCUGAUAUGGACGAUCCAAACAUUCCUCCCUGCAAUGGUGACCAAAAACCAUGGCCAUAUCCUAAUCAUCGCAUCGCAAGCUGCAUAUCUCUCUACCGCCGGAAUCGUGGACUAUGCCGCUACAAAAGCGGCCACUCUAGCCAUCUACGAAGGCAUUCAGACUGAACUUCGUCAUAACUACAAAGCACCAGCGGUCCGGCUAUCGUGUAUAUCCCCUUCCGCUGUACAGACGAACAUGUUCCGUGGUAUUAAAGUCCCGAGCUUCUUACCAGCUCUCACGCCUGGCGAUAUUGCCUCGGUUAUCGCAGAGAUAAUUUGGAGUGGACGAGCACAGAACAGGAUGAUUCCGCCCUCGGCUGGCCUAUCUCAGCCGGCAAGAGUGGUUCCAGAGUGGAUGCGAGUGGCACUCCAGGAUUAUGCGAAGGAUGCUAUGUCGUCGCUGUCUCCUCAUCAGCCGAUGCAGUAA
Molecule: messenger RNA, 939 nt
Organism: Penicillium chermesinum
Lineage: Eukaryota; Fungi; Ascomycota; Eurotiomycetes; Eurotiales; Aspergillaceae
Exons: 4
Coding region: 1-939 (312 amino acids)
Molecular function (GO): oxidoreductase activity, acting on the CH-OH group of donors, NAD or NADP as acceptor
Source: RefSeq, a predicted model, not a curated record